This is a messenger RNA of Anthonomus grandis grandis, 5145 nucleotides long. Its product is annotated as zinc finger protein ZFP2-like. The transcript has 14 exons. Gene Ontology annotation, molecular function: RNA polymerase II transcription regulatory region sequence-specific DNA binding; zinc ion binding; DNA-binding transcription factor activity, RNA polymerase II-specific. The record is from RefSeq and is a predicted model, not a curated record. Gene Ontology annotation, cellular component: nucleus. The coding region runs from base 182 to 2467 and encodes 761 amino acids. NCBI's taxonomy places the organism in Eukaryota, Metazoa, Arthropoda, Insecta, Coleoptera, Curculionidae. Gene Ontology annotation, biological process: regulation of cytokine production; regulation of immune system process; negative regulation of transcription by RNA polymerase II.
GUUUUUUGACAGAUUUUUUGUAAAUAAAUGGAAAUGCAAACUGGAUGAAUUCUAUUUUGAUGAAAUUCCUCCUUACACUAAAUUAAGUAUUUCGUUCUUAAUUCUUGUUCGAUGUGAUUAAUUUGAUUUCUUCGCGCUUCUUACAAAACUGUGAAAAGCUGAGAAUAUUUGCACACAAAAAAUGACAAGUGUUAAUACGGCCUUCAUGGCGGAGACAAAAUUCGAAGACUUAUGCCGUUUGUGCGGUUCUAAAACGGAUAUUAUGGCCGUACACAUAUUUGACAAUGAAUGGACGUUUAAUGAACUUUGCAAGAAAAUAUAUAGUUGCCUCCAAAUACAGAUAUACCAUCACGACGAAAUGCCAAAAUUACUUUGCGAGAACUGCCUAGUUAAGCUAGAAAUGUUUUGGGAGUUUAAAGAUAGGUCAAUUCGAACAGAACAAGUGCUCAUGGAACUAUAUAGCAAAUUGAAACACAGUGGUUCACAUCAGUGUGUUGUAUCUUUGGAUGUAAAUGGAAUGAUGUUACAAGUGUCUAGUAAUCUCGUAGUCCCUCAAAGUAUGUCUACUGACAUAGAUAUAUCACAGCUUGGCAGAAGAGAUAAUAACGAUCCACAUGAUUAUACUGUCAUCUUGAACCAUGAUGAUUUUCCAAGAGACUUACAAAAUGCCCAACUGGAGAAUUUGGAACUUAAUGGCCACAACUUGACAGAAGAUGUUUCAGGUCAUGAUCUAUCAGCCCAUAAUAUGGACAAUAGUCAUGACGAUUUAGUAAUAGUGGUGCCAUCAUCACAAAAUGACCAAAGACUGAAUGAAAGGUUUACUGACGAAAACUUGACUUUAAUGCAGCAACAACUGUUAAGUGAGGAGUUUAAAAUGCACCAGGAUUUGCAGGCGAACGCUGGUACCAUUUACAGUGAUAGUGUUAAACAAGUAUCCCAAGGUAAAAACGGCAGCAAACAAAUUGAUUCCUUGGAUUAUUCAUGUCAAAAAAGCAAUAUUAAAAUUGAUUCACAUUUUAGUGAUAAUAGUUUGGGUGUUGAAGUAGACACUCAAUUUGAUAGAAUAAUAACCUACUCGAGUGACAGCCAAAUGGACCAAAUUCAUCAACCAGAAGAGAGUGACAGCAAUCCAAACUUACUUGUGGAUCAAGACACAAGCAAUAUGGAAACAUUUUUAGGGAACACUGAUCAGCCUAGAGAAAAUUUUUCAGGAUUUUCUGCUACAUUUGAUUCUUCUACUGUUUUGCAAGAUGAUCAAAGUAACUUUUUUAAAUUUGACAGUGAAAAUUCCACUUUUCAUCCUGAUUGUGACAGAGAAGCUAUUAAGACGGAAUAUCUUGCAUACAAAGAUGAGAUUUCAUUGGAUAGUGUUGGGGAUGGGUUAAGAAAUGAUGAUAGCCUAAGCUUAGAUAGGCCUUUACAUGGGAUGACCAACACCGAAAGCCAAAUAAUUUUAUCUGAAACUAAGGAUAUUACUAAUGGUUUAAGUGGAAAUCCCAAUAAAAAUAAUGGUAAAUCUAGUUCAAAAGCUGGUCCAAAAGUCUGUACAGUAUGCGGAAAAUCGUACAAAUCAAAUUACAAGUUGGCUGAACAUAUGACAAAACAUACUGGUGAGAGGCCUUACAAAUGUGGUAGCUGUGAUAAAGCGUUUCGCUCGAAAAUUGGGUUGGCACAACAUGAGGCAAAACAUACAGGUCAAUACGAGCUGAGUUGCCCAACUUGUGGAAAAGGUUUCCAGUGCAAAAGUUACCUUAUGGUACACCAAAGAGUUCAUUCCGAUGUAAAACCGUUUCCUUGUUCCACGUGCGGCCUUAAUUUUAAAACAAAACAGUCCUUACUAGAUCACACAAAUAGACAUCUGGGUGUCAAACCGUUUUCUUGCAGUAUAUGCAAUAGAGGGUUUAUUACGAAAAGUUUGUGUAUUGCCCAUGAAAGAACCCAUGCGGGCGUAGAUAAUAGAAAGUAUUCCUGCAAGAUAUGUCAGAAACGGUUCGUUUCAAAAAGCUACUUACAGACACAUUCUAGGAUACAUACGGGGGAAAAAUCGUUUAUAUGUGAGGUUUGUGGAAAAGGAUUUUUGACUGGGGUUGAUUUAAAGAUACAUCUAACAAUGCACACAGGGGAGAAAUCGUUCGUUUGCGAAAUGUGCGGCAAGGCUUUUGCAAGAAGAGAUGCUCUUAAGUGCCAUAGGAGAUUGCAUACAGGCGAAAGACCAUACCGGUGUGAUGUUUGCGGUCGAACAUUUACCCAAUUCACGCCAAUGGCAAACCAUAGGAAACACCAUACAGGUGAAAAACCGUUUACGUGUGAAACUUGCGGCAAAACAUUCGUAUCGAGAUCCACGAUGGUUUCGCACCAAAAGAAACACCAUAAGACUGAAAAUCUUAGCAAUAAAAACCCCAACCCUAAUGUGAAAGUCAAAGUAAAAGACGAAAUGCAAGUCGAAGUUCCAUCUAAUGCCAGCUAAAACAUUGACGUAACUGGUUUAUGUGGUAAAUAAUAAAGAAGACUUAAUUUUAUAAGUUGGAUAUGGCAGAACAAACUUGAAUAUAUUCGCAAUUAUAGCGUAGAUUGCCUCUCUGUGUGGUAAUGGAUUGGUAAGAAAUUAGAGUUAGAUAGAAUGUGCGAAAUUGUUGAGGAUUUUCUUUUUUGCUAAGAGGUGCAAAAGAAAUGACUAUUAAAUCAGAUAUGUAGUUCAAAAAAUUACAGUUAUUUGACCCUUUUAAAAUCUGCUAUUUAAAUUUGGAUUCAUAUAUAAUUUUUAAGAAAACUGAUUAGGAGCAUUAAGAGCUAAUAAAAGUCAAUAGAGGGCGUUUUUGAGACAUCUUAUUAAGUGUGACUGGAGAUUUAAAAUAGGUCGUCAGUAUUGACUUUCCUAAAUUUUUUUGAUGUUAAUAUUAUAUAUGUUCAACUAGAAAUGGAUUUUUAGAAAGGUUUUUCAAACCUUUAAAAUAGGAAUGUCCUUUAAAAGUCAAAUAAUACUUUUUAAGUUAUUAACGUUAAUUUUAACUAAUAUUGGAUGUAUGGUAAUAACUGAACUAUAGCAACCAACGUUUGGACGCCCCUGUGCAGAAUAUGGUCCUUUCCACCCAAAUGCAAAAAACUUUCUAGUUAAGAGUGAAAAUUAUUUUAAAUUUGUUGUAAACUUAUACGCAAUUUUAACUAGGUCCUAAAAACUGUAAUUUUUUUAUAAAUUUAACAAUAGCGAUAAGCAUUCUUAUGAUUAGUGUUUUCUUUUAACGAUCCGAUACAUAUUCUAGUCCAGGUGGUUGUUUUAUUGGGUUAAUAAAUUAAAAUCUACAUCUAAUUAAAUUAGCCGAUGUUUCAACAAAUAUAUUUUAGCGUACCAGUAAUAGAAACUAGAAAUUAAUUGGUAUAACAAACAUACCUUCUCGGAGUGAUACAUAAAUUAAUUUUCAAUAUAUCUUCUCAAAGUCUCUCUAUAUCUCUCUAUAUUCUUCUUCAGCAAUUAAAGAAUCAAGAUAGGACACUUUAUAAACAAAACAUAACGAACAAUUUAGGAAACACUUUUUACGAGCUACCGUACACUGAAUAACAGAAAAACUAAAAACAACAAUUGAAAAAUACACCACUUUAGACGACAGUACGAUAGGGACAAGUUAUUUUCCAAAACUAAAAGCUAAAACUAUAAACCUCUUAAACGUUAUUUAUCGAAUUCUAUGUAAUAGGGGAGAGUGGUGCACAAUGACAGAAUUUUUAGUAAAUCCACUCUAGUAUGCGAUUUUAACGUUUCAAAAAUCUGCAUUUAAGAUGUCGUUAUGCGUAUAUAUAUUCCUAUAAAAUUUAACAGUUGCUGAAUAAAAAAAACACAAUUAAUUAUUACAUUUGUAUCAAUGUGUACCGCUAGUGGUACAGUUUGAAACAUAACGUAGUUUACAAUAAAACACAUUGGAAUAAAUAAAUUAAUACAAAAAAUCUUUAUGUUUUUACCUUUAUAUCAGCGUACAAUCAUAUUGUUAAACUGUAAUCCAAAUUUAUAAUAAGAAGAAAGCCUUUUGUUCUUUGUAUUUAUAGGUUUCGGUAAUAACAUAACGAAAUCCGAUUUCAGUCCCGUAUGAAUAUCAGGAACAUCCGGAAAGUAAAAUGAAUUGUACACCUUAGCACUUCUUCUUAAAUAUGAAAUUUUAACCUCAUUAGAAUUUAUGACUUUCAACAUUUUAGCGACAUAGUGGAUGUUAUUUUCAAAUUUCGCUAAUACAAAUGAGUCUUCUAAAAUUAACACACAUCUAAUUUCACUAAUACAAAUGAGUCUUCUAAACUUGCAGUUGUUUCGGUAAUUGCAGUAAUCGUGUCAUCUUUCUGUUCCUUUAUCAUAUGAUAUUGGAGAUCAGCUAAGCUAAGAUCAGCUAUGAUGAUGAAUUAACAUCAUCCGAAGAGUCCGCUAACUGUAACUCUGAAUUUUCAGAUUCCGUUCCUGAUUCACUCUCACUUGUCUUUUUUUUUACUUUGUACGUCCUUUUUAUACUCUUUCUUGUCUAAAACUGUCUAUAUAUUUCGCCUUACUUUUGUCACUGUCUUAAUAUUUGGGAUUUUAUUUUUUUUUUGUUUUGUAAGAAAGCUCUUUCAAUUCCGACGUGCUGGUUAAAAUAACACUUUUCUUCGAUUUGAAUUCUUCCUGGGCGCAGCCUCUGGGAAUCCUCGAAACUCAAAUGGCGUAGUAAAGGAACUCUCUGAUGAGUUUUCCUCAUCUAGCCCACAUUCCCUAAUUUUCGUUGCACUAGAUAAAUCAGCGCUGGAGAUAUAGUUAGAAAAGUUUAUAAAGAACCGGUGACAUCAACAGGCGGCAAAAUCCGCGCAUCUCGUUAUUCUAUCGCUCGGGUCAGAUGACUAUGUCGAGGUCUGAAGACAGUGGAGGCGUGCCACUUGUUGAAAUUAUUAAUAUUUAUUUGUACUAGAGUUUAAAUAGCCCUAGAUUUUUAGUAGGUAUAGCUAGCGAUAUUAUAAGUGCGUUUGAUUUAGUUGAAAUACCAACUAAGAAUGCAUAUAUUUGAAUUUAAUUGCUCCGAGAUUCGUUUAAAAAAAUGUAGAUAAAUUAAAAUUAUAUUUUUUAGCAUUGUGAUGUGCCCAUAAAAAAUCUAAUAAAAAAUAGUUUUACUUUCAGGAGGAUGCAGUUCGCUAAUUAUU